Molecule: messenger RNA, 2722 nt
Organism: Lycium ferocissimum
Lineage: Eukaryota; Viridiplantae; Streptophyta; Magnoliopsida; Solanales; Solanaceae
Product: putative two-component response regulator ARR13
Exons: 13
Coding region: 104-2200 (698 amino acids)
Biological process (GO): regulation of DNA-templated transcription; phosphorelay signal transduction system
Cellular component (GO): nucleus
Molecular function (GO): DNA binding; DNA-binding transcription factor activity
Source: RefSeq, a predicted model, not a curated record
UGCUCGGUUUAAUUCAGUUGUGACAGUGAAGAGCGCAAAAGAUGCAUUGUAUAUCCUUCGGAUUAAAGGCGACUCAUUCGAUCUUGUGGUCAUAGAUGUGCACAUGCCUGAAAUGAACGGCUUUGAGCUUCAACAAGUGAUAGCCAAAGAAUUUGAUAUUCCUAUCGUCUUUAUGUCAGCUGAUGAAAAACAUAGUACAACUCUAAAAGGACUUGAAGGUGGAGCUGUGUUCUUCAUACAGAAGCCCAUAUCACCAGAUGAUGUGCAAGACAUAUGGCAAUAUGCAAUCAGGCGAAAGAGGAACAAGAUAAAAGGCAAAUCACUUGUUAUUAAAGAAAUUCAAGAUAACACUGAUAGCUUAGGUAAAAGUGCCACUGGCCCUCGUCAGAAAAGCCCUAAUCAUGAAGUAAUUGUUGUGGAGUCUUCGGCGUCGAUCAAUGAAAAGGGAAAUGAAGAAUCCAACAAUGAAAUAUCUAGUGAGAGGCACAAGUCUGCAAGAAAACAUGAGGAGGACAAAAAAGAAGACAAUGAAACUACAACAUCAAAGAAGAAGCUUGUCUGGACAAGUUGCCUUCACAACAAAUUCUUGGCAGCUAUUAGUGAACUUGGUUUGGAAAAUGCUUAUCCGAUGAGAAUUCUUGAGGUCAUGAAUGUCCCACAUUUGACUAGAGAAAAUGUCGCUAGUCAUUUGCAGAAAUAUCGUAUUUUCUUGCGGAAAGUCACUCAAGAAAGUUUUGGAAAUCAAACCAUUGUCAAAGACGCAGCUAAUAGUACCAGUCAAUCAACUUUACCAUCAAACAGGCCUAGCCAGUUUCCUCCAGAAAACUCCGGAUUGCAACGGUACUUGUCCCUCAAAAAUAGAUUGUACAAGUCACCGGAAGAGACUUCGAAUUGUGGAAGUUCAUCGUUCUUAGAUCGACUUGCUAUUACCUUUCCAGAAUAUGGACAACCAGAUGUUAAUGAUGUUUCAAAUCAAUUGUCCACAACGGAAGCAACUAAUAAUAUUUCAACUCACAUCCUAAAUGCUGCAACUUCAGCUCAACAAUUUAUUACAGGAAAUUUGAACUCUCCUCAUAAUAGCUCUGGUGCUGAUACAGAGCCUAGUCAGGGAAUCGACUAUGUUGCUGGAGGGGUUACGAGCUUCAAGUCUCAUCAAAGUUUGUCUGUAAGAGAAUUUUCUUUUAUUGAAUUAGGAGAUGAGGAAUAUGUGGAAAUGUGGACUCAUCAUAUUGCUAAUCAGGAGGCUCGUACGCAAUUGCCCAGUUUACCAAAUAAUGAUGGGAGUGGAGCUGGAGGAAGUGGUUAUGUACAACCAGAGUUGGUUUCAAACAAAGGUGAUUCAAGUAAAGUCACAUUUAGUAAUGCAAAUCAAUUUUCUGCAAGGGAAGCAGCUGACAAUAUUUCAACUCAGCUCCUGAAUGCAGUAACUUCAGCUGAUCAACAACUUAUCACAGGAAAUUUGAACUCUCUUCAUUAUAGCUUUGCUGCUGAUAGAGAGACUAAUCAGCAAAAUGAGAGAGCCAUUUUGACUGGUCAUAUUAAUCAAAAGGCUUCAGUGGAGUUACCUCCUUUACCAGAGAGUUUCGGGGGUGGAGCGGGAGGAAGUGGUACUACACUUAAUCCAUAUUAUGACUUCUCUAUGUACAGAAGCGUUAAUCCUAGACCAAAUUCAAGUGGAAUUGGUGAUCUUACAAACACUUUGUUAAGCCAACUGAAUGUUCAACCUUCUAAUGUGGAAAACAAGGAUGAUGAGGGGACAACUCUUAACUUCAAUGAUGGUAUCAAUCAGUACCAGCAAGUUUAUUUUCCAUGGACUGGUCAUACAGUAGCGGAGGCAAUAUAUUACGGAGGUUUUACUACAGGGGAAGGAUCUUCUCAGCUCCCUUGUGGUUCCCUGAAUGUGGAAAUUGAGCAAGGAUAUUACGGAAGCGUUACUGCAGAGGAAGGAUCGUCUCAGCUCUGUAGUGUUUCUCCAAAUCCGGAACUUGAGCAAGGAGAUUGCGAAGGUGUUACUCCGUCUCAGCUCUAUAAUGUUCCCCCAAAUCCGGAACCGGAGCAAGGAGAUCACAGAGAUGUUACUGCAGGGGAAGGAUCCUCUCAACUCCGUAAUGUUCCCUUGAACCCCGAACCUGAGGGAGAGGAUUACAUUUUCUGGAAAUCAGUUUUUUCUUCAAGCCCUGAUAAUGGUGAUCAGAAUUAGAGGGAAUCUACAAUUAACAUCCAAAGAAGAUUUAUUGGCUAGUAUGUGACAAGCUUUUCAGUUGCCAUUAAUAGGAUAAGAACAAAACAAGUUUGACAUAUUUAUGUUCUUUAUAGAUGUUCAAUCAAAUGACUUGGAACAAAUAAGCAGACUUUCAUUUGACAAAUUGGUCAUCCACCUAUAUGUUCAACUAUGCGUUUUUGUUCAUCCUUUUCUAUUUUUGCAUUAUCAACUCUGCUUUAUGCCUUUAUAUAAACUCAUUCCAAUUAGUUUUUACUGAAAAUAAAGCAGCUUACAUCAUGAUAUUACACUUCAACCUGAGUAUUUUGAAUUGAUGAAUCUAAACAUGGAACUUGCGAUCUAUCUUGUUGAAGAAGAUCAGAACCUUCAUCCAAGAGGAUAUUCCAACGCAAAUUGGAUAUCAAGUUUGUGAGGCUACAAAUUCACCGUAUGUUGGGUGUUUACCUCAGUUGGAAGGUGCACUUUCUCAGAUAUUCUUUCAAUUAAAUUUCCCAACACAGG